UAAACCACGGCGCGAAGCAGACGCGUUUCUCUCUCUUUCUCCUCCUCCAGGCGGGCCAGCGAUCGAUCCUCGCAACAUUGCAGCCGCAGCAGCAGCAGCAACAGCAGCAGCAAUAGCAGCAGCAACAUCGGCGGGCAGAAGUAACGGCCAACUGUUUUCGAAAGUUGCCGCUAACGCAUCCUGUUUGUCAACCUUCGGAAUUUUGCAAUUGAAAUUGGAAUCGGAACUUUAAUUGGAACGGCCAGGUGAAACGGCGGAAUUGGGCCAAGGACCUAGUAGAAACAUCACCAUCAUCAGCAGCAGACACCACAGUAACGGCAGCAACAUGCAACAUCAACAGCAACAGCAACAGCAACAUCAACUGCAACAACACAAACAAGUGCGCUGCCGAAAUCUACGAAGAAACGUAGAAAUCGGUGCUAAGAAGAUUUGGCUGCCGCUUAUCAUUUUCCUUUCACUGCAGGUCGCCCUCGUCAGCGCCGACGAUGUGGAGGUGGUGAAGGCCAUUGCCGGCGGACCGGAUGACGACCUGACCAUCGCCCUUGGCGACCACGAAAACGAGCUGGACCAGAUGGCCCAGGAGUCGGAGCAGGAGCAGCAGGCCCAGGCCCAGGCGCAGCAGCAGCAGCAGCAGCAGCAGCAGCAGCAGCAACUGCAGCAGCAACAGCAACAGCAGCAGCAGCAGCAACAGCAGCAACUGCCGCAGAUCCAGAUGCAGUUGCCGCAAUCGGUGCCCAAGGUGCAGGUGCACUACCAACACAACAUGCCCCAGCCGCCGCCCAAUGUGGCACUCACCAUGCGCAAUAACCACCAGAACAUCCCGCUCAGCUUUGGCCAGCCCUUCGGACCUCCUCCGCCGCCGGGCGCCCAGUUCUAUAAGGGACCUCCACCGCCGCAGCUCCAGCAGCGACCGCAGCCACCGCCCCAGAUGCAGUUGCAGCAGCAUCAGCAGCAGCAUCAGCAUCAGCAGCAGCAGCAGCAGCAACAGAGCCAGCAGCAGCAGCAGCAGGUGCAGGUGCAGGUGCCCGACCUGAGCGUGGGCGGUUCCAGCAACAACGAGAUCUGGGCGGCACCCGUCCAGGACAUGCCCAAGAUCGUGUCGCUGGACGUGAAGUGCGAGAAGAACGGCAUGAAGGUGUUUGUGCAGUUCGACAAACCCUUCAACGGCAUCGUCUUCUCCAAGGGCCACUACAGCAACAUGAACUGUGUCCACUUGCCGUCCGGACUGGGCCGCAGCUCGGCCAGCUUUGACAUCGGACUGCACGAGUGCGGCACCGCUGGCAAUACGGACAACUAUGGCCAGGGCUAUGGCCAUGAGGGUGCGGGUGCGGGUGCUGGUGCGGGCACCUACUUUGAGAACAUCAUCGUCAUCCAGUAUGAUCCGCAGGUGCAGGAGGUGUGGGAUCAGGCACGCAAGCUGCGAUGCACGUGGCACGAUCAGUAUGAGAAGAGCGUCACGUUCCGUCCGUUCCCGGUGGACAUGUUGGAUGUGGUGCGGGCGGAUUUCGCCGGCGACAAUGUCGGCUGCUGGAUGCAAAUCCAGGUGGGCAAGGGUCCGUGGGCAUCCGAGGUGUCGGGUCUGGUCAAGAUUGGGCAAACGAUGACCAUGGUGCUGGCCAUCAAGGACGAUGACUCCAAGUUCGAUAUGCUGGUGCGCAAUUGUGUGGCCCACGACGGCAAGCGGGCGCCCAUCCAAUUGGUGGACCAACGGGGCUGUGUCACCCGGCCCAAGCUGAUGUCCCGCUUCACCAAGAUCAAGAACUUCGGUGCCUCCGCCUCGGUGCUGUCGUACGCCCACUUCCAGGCCUUCAAGUUCCCCGAUUCGAUGGAGGUGCACUUCCAGUGCACCAUCCAGAUCUGUCGCUACCACUGUCCGGAGCAGUGCUCGGCGGAGACGAACCUGCAGGAUGUACAUCAUCUGCAGGUGGGCCCCGAAUCACAGUAUGGACCGCCGCCGCCGCAGCUCCAUGUGGAUGCGUACCAUGUGGCCAGUGCCAUUGGCAAGCGGCGGGAUGAGCGACGCGUCCAGAGGCGGGCACGUGCGGUGGCCGCCGCCGAGCCGCAGGUGGGCCUCAACCGGAUCAUCAAGGUGGUCUCCUCCGGCGACCUGACCUUCGCCAUCGACGAUCAGGCCAUGGGCAACGGUAGCAGCCCCAUCGGCUCCACAAUGGUCUUUCCGCUGCGCGAGGAGGGUCUCAUCUGCAUGACCACGCCCGGAUUUGCCAUCACGCUCAUCGUGCUGCUGGGCAUCCUGGUCACCUCCUGCCUCACCUCCGCCAUCCUCUAUGUCCGCCUGCGUCCGUUCGCCUCGUUUGCCGCCGCCAGCGCCAAGGAGCGGGCCGUCGCCUUCACGAAUCCCCAGCUGGCCCCGCUCCCAGUCAUCCAGCUGCCCUCGCCGGCGGACUUGCAGGGCACGCUCUCCAAGAAGCGGGCGAUGUCGUGAGCACGCCCCCGACUGUGCGACUGCAUAUCCGGUUCCGCGGACGGUGGCCAGAUACCGGUGGCCAUGCACUGGCACUACUGCUAGCUGGGAUCAGCUCCUUGAUGUUUCGGUUUCGGUUUCGGUUUCCGUUUCCAUUUUGGGACACGGGCACAGGGCAAGUAACAGGUUUAGUUAUAUCACAGCUUAAGAUUCGCUUUCCGUGCGUUUUUCAAUCAAUCAAAUCAAAUUCACUUCAGGAUUUCGAAUCACUUUAAACUUAAAACAAAUCAACUUUCAGUUCAAGCUCAAAUCGAUCUGAUUAAAUAAUAACUAUAAAAUGAAAUACAUGCUUAAUAUUAGCUUUAAAGAAUUUUUAAAACUGAAUAUCAAAUCAAAUUUCGAAUCGAGAUAAAAUCGAUUAAAUUAAUUAAUAACAAUUGGUUUAAAAAAUAUCUUUUUUAAAUCUGUAUAUUAUUCAGGAUUUUGAAAUUAUAACCAAAUUCAGAAAU
Molecule: messenger RNA, 2931 nt
Organism: Drosophila gunungcola (fruit fly)
Lineage: Eukaryota; Metazoa; Arthropoda; Insecta; Diptera; Drosophilidae
Gene: dy
Exons: 5
Coding region: 326-2443 (705 amino acids)
Source: RefSeq, a predicted model, not a curated record